Molecule: messenger RNA, 1696 nt
Organism: Pimephales promelas (fathead minnow)
Lineage: Eukaryota; Metazoa; Chordata; Actinopteri; Cypriniformes; Leuciscidae
Gene: pik3r3a
Product: phosphoinositide-3-kinase, regulatory subunit 3a (gamma)
Biological process (GO): insulin receptor signaling pathway; phosphatidylinositol phosphate biosynthetic process
Cellular component (GO): phosphatidylinositol 3-kinase complex
Molecular function (GO): 1-phosphatidylinositol-3-kinase regulator activity
Source: RefSeq, a predicted model, not a curated record
GUCCCAAACCUUAUAAGAGUUUGAUUCACUCCAGACACUCUGUUCAUUUGGGUAUUUAGAUUAAUACUUAGCGUUAUGAACGUGAUGAUGAUGUAUGUUAUUCUGGUACAUGAUCAUAAGCGUUAUUGCGACGGUUUAUUUUGAAUGACUGGCUGCCAAUUUUUUUUUUUUUUUUUUUACAACCGGACACUUGGAUUAAGAAGUGGAAAACCGGGCUUUUUUCGGAUUUUUAACAUUGUUCUGCCGUUGCUUUCUUCGUUAUUUUAGAUAUAACAAUUAGACAAGCGUUCGCAGUUGUUUUGACGGUCCGAUUUACAGUAUUUAAAGGGCUUAAUUCACUUCGCGAACACGACCCAUUGUUAAAUAAAGGAUGUCUGCUGAACCAUUUUCCUACAUCGAAAUGAGUCGUGUCAGCGCAGCAAGCACUGACAUCGGUAGUGACGAUCAUCUACCAAGAGAAACGGAGCCCAGCGAUUCAUUACAGGAGGCCGGGUGGUACUGGGCUGACAUAUCAAGGGAGGAGGUAAACGAAAUCCUCCACGGCUUGCCCGACGGUGCUUUCCUGGUCCGAAAUGCCUCCUGCAGGGUGCAGGGAGAAUACACAUUAACUGUGAGGAACAAUGGCACCAACAAACUCAUCAGGAUCCAACACCGAGAUGGAAAAUUUGGAUUCUCGGAGCCUCUGACCUUCAGCUCGGUGCCGGAUCUGAUAUCUUACUACAGGCAAAGGAGCUUAGUCCAGUACAACACUUCACUGGAUGUCACACUGGCUUAUCCCGUGUCCCACUGUCACACGGAUCUACCUGUGAAGGAAGAGUUUUUGAGCGCCACCAGAGAGAAACUUCAAGAAUGUUUAAGACUGUUUCAGAAGACGGCAGAGUAUGACCAGCUAUAUGAUGCUUGCACCACUUUAUUACAGGAAAUCCAAAGGACAAAUACUUUAGAGCCUGUCAGUAUGACCGAGAUCUCAAAAGACCAGUGUUAUUCUCAAGAGAACUCUUGCAAGGAUUUCCCCGUCUCAGUCCACAGUCAUCUGACAAAGUCUCCAUACGAGGUAAAAGAGGAGCGAGAGGAGAGCGUGGAGCUUCUGGAGGAAGAGCGAUGGUUUGUGGGAGAUCUCGGGCGAGGUCAGGCGGAGGAGCUUCUCCACGGGAAACCGUCCGGUGCUUUCCUCAUCCGAAACAGCAGCUCGAAGGAUUGCUACGCCUGCUCUGUGGUGGUGGGCAGCCAGGUGAGGCACUGUGUGAUUCGCCACACCGAGCGCGGCUACGGAUUCGUCGAGCCGUUCGAUCUCCACAAGUCUCUGAAGGAUCUCGUUCUGCACUACCAUCACACCUCGCUGGCACAGCACAACCAGGCUCUGGACGUCCGGCUGGCGUAUCCGGUCCACAGCUGAGUCCACUUGCGUCCCGGUGAGGGUUACGUGCACUAAGACUGAAGAAGAUGUGCCACUCGUUGGCGUUGUCCCUUCAUUUUACAAUGUGCGAAGGGUGGAACCAACUGUGUAUGUGUAUUGCACUUUCCAAAGCAUUCCUCAUGGUCAUAAUGAAACUCCAGUACUUGAACAAGUAUUCGAUGAGCCCUUUGUAGACAUGUUUACAGAUAGUCACAAAAACAACAGAAUUUGUAAUACGAUCACGCUUUUUAAGUGGGGAUGAAUGCAUAUAGCCUUUUUUAUUAAAGUUUUAUUAAAACA